Molecule: messenger RNA, 4253 nt
Organism: Passer domesticus (house sparrow)
Lineage: Eukaryota; Metazoa; Chordata; Aves; Passeriformes; Passeridae
Gene: PPEF1
Product: protein phosphatase with EF-hand domain 1
Exons: 19
Coding region: 1209-3221 (670 amino acids)
Biological process (GO): detection of stimulus involved in sensory perception
Molecular function (GO): iron ion binding; calcium ion binding; manganese ion binding
Source: RefSeq, a predicted model, not a curated record
UCCAAUCUCGGGAGAGGACGGAGCGCUCUCCUGCCGUGUGUGGCCGCCCGGGGCCGGCUCCCGCCGGCAGGGGGCGCCCCGCGCUCGCCCACCGCCUCAGGCCCCGCUCGGGUCUGGGGCCUGUGCGGGGAACGCCUCUGUGAGUGGUGCUUUGGGUGUCCAUCCAUCCACCCACCCAUCCAUCUAUCCAUCCAUUCAUGGACCUUCUUGUCACCCCUUACACCCCACAAUAAUUGCCGUCUUCUCUCUGUUAUGUUUUACCCGCUUUUUUUACACUGCUUCCACUACCUGAACCCUCACCACACUGUGCCUCGCCUCACGUCUCAAAGGGUGUGGCUUGUAGGAGCACAAAUUAAAGCACCUGUGUUGUGUUUACAGGUCAAAAGUUACAAAUAGAAAUUAUUAUUUGGAAUAUAAAAGCAGUCACUCAAGGAGAAGACAAGCCAAAACAUCAACUGAGGCCACAGAAUUUCAGUCAGAUGUUUAUGGUGAGAACAUGUGCAUGCAUGAAGAAAUGAACUGAAGGCAUUAGCACAGUGGUUCCCAACACAAGAUGGCUUUCAUAACCAUGCCAGUCACAUCAGAUAACCAAAUAACCUGGACAGCCUUAUGUUUUAUUCCGGUGUGCUAGAUCUGCUAAAAUGCAAAUCAUUGCCUCAACACAGCAGAAAGGCCGAGAGAGAUCAUGUGACUUCAGAUGCGAGGCAGAUAACUUCAGCCCAUCUCUUUCUCUGCCUGAGAUUCAGGAGGCAUGGAGACAAAACAGCUUUUCAACACGGAAACAGCACAGCUGGAGGGCUGCAGCCAUGAGCUUUCACAUCAGGCUGGACGAUGAAAACAACAUUUUCCCCUGACUGUUUCUGAAGAGCAGCAUUCAAGAAAUUUCCUCUCGGGAAGCUGUGUAAAUAGGUGGAGAGCAAGUGCAUUGCAGCUCCUGAGCUCCAGAGUCCCAGAGAGAAUUGGAGCACCUGUUCUGCAGAGCUACACCCCUCAGGGGUUGCUUUCUCUUAAAAAAAAAGAAUCUUCUAAAGGUACUCUAGUACAAAAAUUCUCAGUAUUGCUGAAGCAGAAAGGAAAAAAAGGAGCACUAGGAAGAGCCCAGGAGCCCAAAGGAGUAUAGCCCUCAUCACUGGAGGAACAACACAGGAAAUGUGUAUAAUGCUAACAGCUGAGAGAAACAUGCUUCGUAUCAGCAGCAAUUGAAACGGAUGGGCAGCAUCGUUGGAACCAUGGGGUGCAGCAGUUCUGUCGCUGACAGAAGGUCAGAGAAUGUCAUUAGAGCUGCAAUCCUCAUCCAGAAGUGGUACCGCUUCACCAUGGCCCGCCUGGAGAUGAGGCGCCGCUACUCUCUCAGCAUCUUUCAGUCAAUCGAAUAUGCUGAUGAGCAGGAUCAGCUGCAGCUAUCCAACUUUUUUACAUUCAUGCUGGAUCAUUGUACUCAUCCUGAUUCAGUUUCUCAAAUUUUCACCAGCCCUAGUGCUCCUCAGGUGGUGGAUGAAGACUUAUGUUUAAAAGAAUUUGAAAAGAAGAUUGAUGUUCCAGACUCCUAUUGUGGACCACGACUCUCAUUCCCCCUUACUGUUGAAGAUGCCAAUGCUCUCCUUCAUGCUUUCAGGAAUGAACAGCUGCUUCAUGCCCGCUAUGUACUGCAGCUGCUAAGUGAAACUAGGAGGGUUCUCAAGGAGAUGCCAAAUAUUACCCAUCUUUCAACUUCCUACUCCAAGGAGAUAACUGUCUGUGGAGAUUUGCAUGGAAACCUGGAUGAUCUUUUGCUGAUAUUCUAUAAGAAUGGUCUGCCUUCAGAACAAAACCGCUAUGUCUUUAAUGGUGAUUUUGUCGACAGAGGGAAAAAUUCUAUGGAAAUACUUAUAAUCCUAUUUGCAUUUCUUCUGAUCUAUCCCAAUGAUUUACACUUGAAUAGAGGAAACCAUGAAGACUACAUCAUGAACCUGAGAUAUGGAUUCACAAAAGAAGUUUCAAAGAAGUACAAGGAACAUUGGAAACAGAUUUUGUGUCUUCUGCGAGAUGUUUUUAGCUGGCUUCCCCUUGCCACUAUAAUUGAUAGCAAAGUUCUUAUACUACAUGGAGGGAUUUCAGACACGACAGAUUUGGAUUUCCUGAAUGCACUUGAGAGAAAUAAGUUGAAAUCUUUGAUGCGACCACCAAAGUCAGUGAGAAACAGACAGGACCAAGUGAAGAAGAGAAUUCCCACGACCAAACCCAGUAAACACAUUGCCAACCAGCAUGUUGCAGGGAAGACACAACACAUCUCCUCAUCGGGCUUCACUGAGCCUUCAGGUUCAAAUUUGCCUCCAGACCCCGCCCUGAAGGAAUGGAAACAAAUCCUUGACAUUCUGUGGAGUGAUCCAAGAAGCCAAAAUGGCUGCACACCAAACAAGUGUCGAGGAGGAGGCUGUUACUUUGGUCCUGAUGUCACUGCCAAGCUGUUUGAGAGAUAUAAUCUGAAGAUGCUCAUCAGGUCUCAUGAAUUUAAGCCAGAAGGUUAUGAGAUCAGUCAUGAUGGGAAGGUUAUCACCAUAUUCUCUGCCUCUAACUAUUACGAGGAGGGCAGUAACCGGGGCGCUUACAUCAAGCUGAAUCCCGAGCUGAGCCCGCGCUUUGUGCAGUACCAGGUCAGCAAGCUCACGCGCAGGCAGAAUCUCCGGGAGAGGGUAGGUACAAUUGAAUCAUCUGCCCUAAAGUCCUUACGAGAGAAGAUUUAUGCACACAGGUCUGAACUCAUCAGUGCUUUUGCACAAUACGACGUCAAUGGCACAGGCAGGAUUUCUGUCAACGACUGGGCUGCAGCGAUGGAGUCUGUCCUACAGCUGGAACUGCCCUGGAGGAUGCUGCGGUCUCACUUGGCACAGAUGAACCCAGAUGGAGAAGUUGACUUCAUGUCAUGCUUUUAUGAUUUGAAAAUGGGUCAACCUAUAAAAGAGGCUCAGCCAGCUUUGGCAGAAACACUGUGCAGAUACAGAAAGGAUCUGGAGAUCAUCUUUAACAUCAUUGACAAAGAUCACUCAGGUUUGAUUUCUCUUGAGGAAUUCAGCCAGACAUGGAGACUGUUCACUUCUCACCUGGGCAUUGAUAUCCAGGAUGACUCCAUUGACAAGUUAGUCCUCAGCAUAGACUACAACAAAGAUGGCCACAUUGACUUCAAUGAAUUUUUAGAGGCAUUUCACGUUGUUCACAGACUUGAAAAAAAGGCAACCUCAUGAAAAGGCAGAACUUCUUGUGGGUUGCCUUGGAAGCUCAGCUUGCUGUCAUUAAUCAUAAAAGGGUCACAGUGCAAGCCUUUAUUUAGCCCUUCCUGGAUGAUCUGUACCUGCUAAUAAUGGGAUAGAGGAGGUGAAAAACCACACUUACAGUAUUACUGUGUCACUGCUACACACUGCCAGGACCUUACAAUUCCUACCCUCCUCUCCCCCAUCAAUCCAAUCUCUGAACAUUGCCAAGGUCAUGCCUACAGCUGUGUAGGGAGAGAGACUUUGGUAUGUGCCUGCCAGCAAUCCUUAGUGACAGCUGAGAGCAUUGAUAACCACAAGGGGCAUAUCAGACCCAGCCUGGUGAUGGAACAGGCACUAGUGAGGCUGCCUGGGGGGUGUCCAUUGCAGGAGAGGAAAACAGCAUCUGGUUAAAAUGGACAGUUCUGCAUUUAAUCUUACUCUUUGCAUGAUGCAGAGGAAUUAAAUUAUUCCAGGUCAGCCUCUUUAUCGUUCUAAAUAUUACAUGCACAACUUAGAGGAUCUUAGUUGAAAGGUGUUUACACUUGCUCUAGAUUUCCUCUUGCCUCUAGCUACUUUGUCCUCCAUUUGUUGGGAUUUGGAACUAUGAAACAAUCAUAACUGUUUUUGAGAUGGAGCCAGGCUCUUCACAGUGGUGCCAAGCAAUAGGGCAAGAGACAAGGGGCAGAAACUGAUGCACAGGAAGUUCCACCUGAACAUGAGCAAGAACUUCUUUGUGCAGUGACUGAGCACUGGAACAGACUGCCCAGAGAGGCUGUGGAGUCUCCCUCACUGGAGAUAUUCAAGAACCAUCUGGAUGUAGUCCUGUGCUAUGUGUUAUGGGAUGAUCCUGUCUGAGGGAGGUUGGGCCAGAUGAUUCAUUGUGGUCUCUUCCAACAUGACCCAUUCUGGGAUUUGGUGAUUCCGUGAUAACUCAUGACCUUGAUGAAGGCUAAAUCCACAGCAUGUUAAUGCAACACAUGGUAGAUCACAGAAUAAAGCUUUAGCUUUCUGGGCAAUGCCUAA